Molecule: messenger RNA, 4673 nt
Organism: Melanotaenia boesemani (Boeseman's rainbowfish)
Lineage: Eukaryota; Metazoa; Chordata; Actinopteri; Atheriniformes; Melanotaeniidae
Gene: palld
Product: palladin, cytoskeletal associated protein
Exons: 23
Coding region: 108-4553 (1481 amino acids)
Molecular function (GO): protein kinase activity
Source: RefSeq, a predicted model, not a curated record
UGUGGAGAGACGCAAAGCUUCUUUUUGUCUCUUUCUUACGAAAACAAGACAACCCUGGAACCACUAAACCAGGAGAGAGCAUUUGGACAAACAGCCCUACUUGAAGGAUGCAGGACGGGAGUUGGAAUCAACCACUCCCCAUUUCUGUGCUGCUAAAGGACCCAGCAGCAGGUGGGACUUUGGAGGGCGAUGGGGGGGUGUUUUCUGAGGCCUCUUCAGAUGGGGAGCUUUACCUGGACUCAGUGACAGAGCUGGAUUCUGGAGAUGGAGACUUUCCAGAUCUUACUGCCUUCUUGAGUGCAGAAGAGAUCAAUCGUAGCCUGGACCUGGCCCGGGAGGCUUUUGGUGAGGCACAUGAAUCAGAAGAUCCAGGCCCUUCUAGUCUUACACAACAGGAGCAGGCUCUCCAGUUUGUCCCUUCUCUUCCAGUUCCCCCUCAAACUAAUGAAAACCUCAACACAACCCCAAUCUUGCACCACCAGACCAAAGUCCCCUUACCAGAUGACAGUGCAGCGGUUCCUGUUUCCUCCAGCCAGAACGCCCCCCUCAGCAAACCUUUACACCUGUCCUGUGAGGCUCCAUCCUCUGCUGAGAAGGUUGUCCGCCACAAACCCAUCCAGCCAGUGUAUAAACAGGAUAAACCCAGGCUGGUUCAUGAAGGGUUGGAGCUGAAUGACCGCACUUCUUCAGCUACAGAGUUCUGUAGCAGAGCUGCCACUUUCAUUGAGGAGCUGUCCUCCAUCUUCAAAGGUUCUGCUCAUUUGGAGCAACAGGUAGAGGAGGAUUCUUCUUCUCCUGAUAGUGGCUAUCUGUCUCCAAGAAGCCGGCGGCCAGUUCCUCAGGGCUCAGCAUCUGCUCCCUCCCUGCCUCCUGGCCAGCAAGGGGACAUACAGAAUAGCCAACCGGAGAUGGGCCCACAAUCAGGGGGCCCAGUGGAAGAGGCCAUUUCUAAAAGGCAACAACACUCUGGAGCUUCAACAAUCUCUGGACCACUGUCUCCCCCGAACUUCCUCCAGAAGCUGAAGAGUCAGGAAGUAGCAGAGGGGACCCCCAUUUGUCUGGAAUGCAGAGUGAUGGGAAACCCCCUGCCACUCGUUAGGUGGUUCUGUGAAGGUCGUGAGCUGCAAAAUUCCCCUGACAUACAAAUCUGGAGGGAGGGCGACCUGCACACGCUGGUGAUUGCUGAAGCCUUUGAGGACGACACGGGACGUUACACCUGCAUAGCUUCCAACAGCCUCGGAGCAGACAACACCUCAGCUGAGGUUUACAUUGAAGGGGCUUCAUCAUCAGACUCAGACGGAGACGGAGCAAAGUCCAGAUCAGGAACCAUGCCUCAAGGGCAGAAAAAGAGUACUUCAAUGUCCCUAACAAUACGAUCAUCAUCACCCAAAACCACUGAGGUUCUUCCUCAUCGCUCCACUCUGGUCCAGUCCAUGUCAAAGCCCCCACAGAGGAUGCAGAGCCCGGUGGCAUCACUGUAUGGCGGUGAGGUGUCAGGCCCUCCUCUCUUUACCAAGCUCUUGCAGGAUGCUCAGGCAUCAGAGGGCCAGGUGGUGGUUCUGGAGUGUAGGGUUCGUGGAAGCCCUCCCCUGCAGGUCGGAUGGUACCGCCAAGGAAACGAGAUCCUGGACUCCCCUGAUUUUCGCAUUCUCCAAAAAAAGCCUCGAUCUGCAGCUGAGUCAGAGGAAAUAUGUACCCUGGUGAUAGCUGAGGCCUUUCCAGAGGAUGGAGGUUUGUUCUGCUGCACAGCGUCCAACCCCUACGGCUCCAUCAGCAGCACAGCCCAACUCAUCGUUACUCCAGCAGCUGAGGACUCAUCCAGUAAUGGCGUGUCUGGUGAUAGCUCAGGGUUUGAGGAUCCAGCAUCCUUCCCUCCUCCCCCCCCACCACCCACUGAGAUCAGCCUCCUGGAGCUGCCACCUAAGAUGCUGCCUCAGCCCAGUUCGGAAGCGUUCCAUAUCAAAGAGCUGGAGAUCUGGCCUAGUGUGUCAGCUCUGCCUCCGGUGCAGAUUAGCUCUGAGGUGGAGAACAAGGACAAAGGGCAAGAAUCUCUACAGAACGGUCAACCCCCAAAUCCCCCCUCACCUCCAAACCUAACUAGAGAAAGCGCACUUCCACCACCACCUCCACCUCCAUCUCUGCUGCCAUUUGACACCAUAACAGAUGUCCCAGUCAGGCACCCAAGUCCUGCCCACAUAGCACCAGACUCACCUCCACCCCCAGGGAAGCUGUCUCCAUCCCCUGGGAAAGACGGGCCUCCGUUGCCUACCAAGCCCAAACCAAAGCUAGCUGAGAGUAUAGAGGAGAAGACAGAAAAUUUCAGGAACGCAGCCCAGCUGAAACAGCUGCAGGAUCAGAUUCUAUUGGAGCAGCAGGAAGCAGUCAUCUGGCAGCGAACACAACAGGAGCAGCAAAACCAGGAAAUCCCACCUCCACCUCAACAGCCACUCCAGGAAGUGCCUCCACCUGCUCCAUCUCCGCCUCUGCCCCCACCUCCCUCCUUCCAGGAGCUGGAGAGCAGCACAGCCAUGCAGGCCAGCACUUUCAACUACGCUCGGCCCAAGCAGUUCAUCGCUGCUCAGAGCCCCGGCGGGGCGGGCUACCUCGCCCAGUCCUCUGGCUCCUCUGGAUCCAGCCUGUCCUCCCCCCUUUCCCCUCCCAUCUCACACAAGCCCUUCAGUAGAGUCACCCUGCCCCCCUUUACCAAAGCUGGCAGCGUCGAAUCUCCAAGCUCCCCUUCCUUCCCACCGCCACCUCCGCCCUUCCUCAGCUCCAGCAACUUGUCCUCUCCAUCAGGCCCGGCCCAAGACUUUCCCCCACCUCCACCUCCUCCCCCUCCACCUGUCUCAAUGUCUCCAGCCCAAUCAGAUAUGUCCUCACCGUUCUCCUCAGUUCCCCCAUCUCCUGCCUCCAGCUUUCUGACCUCAGUGUUGCCCUCGACACCAUCCACACCCGGCAGUCCGACAGUCAACGCCCUGGGUCUUCCCAGGGGUAAUGGGACUGUCAAAGCAUUCCCCAGGAAGUCCUCGGUCACUAAGACACCUCGUAUCGCCUCUGACUCAGACAUCCAGGGAUCCAAAGACGCAGUCAUCCAGGAUUUGGAGAGAAAAUUGCGCUUUAAAGAGGAGCGCAUAAGCAAUGGUCAACAGAGGUUAACCUAUGAGGAGAAGAUGGCUCGCAGACUGCUGGGAGCUGACAACGCUGCCACAGUCUUAAACACACAGGAGACAGAGGAGGAGCCCGUCACACAGGAAAACAAGUCAGCCGAGACAGAAUCUUGUCCUCAAAAGGAGUACAAGGUUUCCAGCUUUGAGCAGCGCUUGAUCAGUGAGAUUGAAUUCCGUCUGGAGCGCUCUCCGGUGGAGGAGUCGGAUGACGACGUGCAGCAUGAUGAAGACUCCGCCGGACGAGGAGUGGCACCAUCCUUCGACCAGAAGCUCAAACAUUACAAAGUAUUUGAAGGAAUGCCAGUCACAUUCUCCUGCAAGGUUAAAGGAGACCCUAAGCCAAAGGUCUACUGGUUUAAAGAUGGCAAACAGAUCUCUAAGAGGAGCGAGCACUACAGGAUCAGCAGAGACCCCGAUGGGACCUGCUCUCUGCACACAGCUGCAGCCUCACUGGAUGAUGAUGGCAACUACACCAUCUUGGCAGGAAACCCAGAGGGCAGGGUGAGCUGCACAGGCAGGAUGAUGGUCCAGGCGGUGAACCAGCGAGGCCGCAGUCAGCGAUCAGCACCUGGACACAUGCGCAGGCCCAGGUCCAGGUCUAGAGACAGUGGCGAUGAGAACGACAACAUCCAAGAGCGUCACUUCCGCCCCCACUUCCUGCAGGCACCCGGUGACCUUAUUGUCCAGGAGGGCCGCCUGUGCCGGAUGGACUGCAAGGUGAGUGGCCUGCCUACUCCUGAUCUCAUCUGGCAGCUGAAUGGAGAGACCAUCCGCCCCGACUCUGCCCACAAGAUGCUGGUGAGAGAGAACGGCGUGCACUCACUGGUCAUCGAGCCUGUGACCAGCCGUGAUGCUGGCAUCUACACCUGCAUCGCCAGCAACAGAGCCGGACAGAACUCCUUUAACCUGGAGCUCAUUGUUGCAGCCAAAGAGAUGCACAAAGCCCCUUCGUUUGUGGAGAAGCUGCAGAACACAAGUGUUGCUGAGGGUCAUCCUGUUCGACUGGAGUGCCGAGUGACAGGGGUUCCCUACCCACAGAUCUUCUGGAAGAGGGAGAACGAGUCAUUCACUCACAACACAGACAGAAUCAGCAUGCACCAGGACAACUGCGGCUACCUGUGUAUGAUCAUCCAGCCGGCUUUGAAAGAAGACGCCGGCUGGUACACUGUGUCAGCCAAGAACGAUGCCGGCAUUGUAUCUAGCACUGCACGUCUUGACGUCCACACUCAGUGGCAGCAGCCUAAUCUCCCCAAACCCAAGAAAGUGCGCCCCUCUACCAGCCGCUACGCUGCGCUGACAGAGAGAGGGCUGGACGUCAAGGCCGCCUUCUUCCCAGACUCCAGCCCGCUGCAGCCUGGCGGUCUGGUGGAAAGUGACGACCUAUAAAGACCGCAGAGAUGCAGGAGGAUUUACCAAGUCAACCCCCAAAAAAAAGAAAAGUAAAAAAAAAAAAAAAAACUGAAAAGCUGUCCUUGAUCCCAGCACUCCUGAGACACACACUUAAAA